Messenger RNA from Astyanax mexicanus (Mexican tetra), 2125 nucleotides. It is a transcript of the gene aqp8a.2, whose product is annotated as aquaporin 8a, tandem duplicate 2. Gene Ontology annotation, biological process: water transport; transmembrane transport. NCBI's taxonomy places the organism in Eukaryota, Metazoa, Chordata, Actinopteri, Characiformes, Acestrorhamphidae. Gene Ontology annotation, cellular component: plasma membrane. Gene Ontology annotation, molecular function: water channel activity. The record is from RefSeq and is a predicted model, not a curated record. The transcript is spliced from 6 exons. The coding region runs from base 346 to 1122 and encodes 258 amino acids.
GUCAUAUUUACAGCAUUUAUUGCAUUGAUUUGGUUUGCACAUUUGCAGUUUAUAUAGCAUGUAUUGUAUUGCCUUGUAUUUGUUCUGUUUGUCUUGCAAAAGCCUCCUUUUCUUUAACUUAAAAAUCCUCCUGCCAGGUGUUUGAUCUUACCUGCAAACAUUCCUUGGCUGUUUGUAUUGUUACGCCAGCCCAUGCAGACUCUUGCAAUCGAGGUCAAGGUGCUAAGAAUAGUUAUUGAAUCAACCUGGUGGUAAUAAAUGGGGCUACUUGAGGAUGUCAGCACAGAUAAACUGUCAGUUACUGCUUGGACUUGAAGCAGGUGAACCAGGCAGACAUACAGCAAAAUGGAAGAGGAGAAAAUCGAGCUAAAGGAGGCGGACAAAAGCUCAAAGGAAAACCUCAAAAAAGCAGCAGGCAGAACACCCAACAUGUAUGAGAGAGUGAUUCAGCCGUGCAUUGCAGAACUGGUGGGAACCACGUUUUUCGUCUUCAUUGGCUGUGUGUCAGUGAUCGAGAAUGUGGAAGCAGCAGGACGACUGCAGCCAGCAAUCGUGCAUGGUCUGGCAGUGGCCGUGAUGGUGGCGUGUAUGGCUGAGAUCAGUGGAUCUCAUUUCAAUCCUCCAUUCACCAUUGGCAUUUUCCUGUGUGGAGGAAUACAGCUGCCUAUGGCUAUCUUUUACCUUAUCAGCCAGCUUAUUGGAGGUGUGAUUGGUGCCGCUAUGUCAAAGGUUAUGACAUCAAGUGAUCACUACCUGAACGCCACUGGGGCAGCUUUUACUAUUCUAAAAUCAGACGACCAGCUUGGAGCAGCCAUCUUUGCUGAGAUAGCCAUGACGUGCCUGGUGACUAUGGUGGUGCUGCUGGGGGCGGUCAAUGGCAAGAGCAAGAGCCCCCUGGUGCCUUUCAUGGUGGGCUGCACUGUGAUUAUCAAUAUCUUGGCUGGGGGGGAUGUGUCAGGAACCUGUCUGAACCCAGCAAGAGCUUUAGGACCAGCUGUGAUGGCUGGCUACUGGACGUAUCACUGGGUAUACUGGGUGGGCCCUAUCAGUGGGGGUAUAAUAGCUGCAGCACUUGUAAGGCUUCUGCUGGGGGAUGAGAAGAUCCGAGUAAUAUUGAAAUAACAUCUUCAUGACUGCGAGUUUAUUGCAAAUGUAUGUAAUGUCAUUUCACGUCCUUCAAUUGUUUUACCAGUAGAUGUCAGUAUCACUGUAAGGCACUGUUUUUUCUUUUUUAUUUAAGCCUCAUUGUGACCAUUUACUUAUCUUUCUUUUCCUGAAUGCUUGAAACAACAAACAAAACGUUGGGCAGAUAUUUGACACAUUAGGCGGUAUGCAAAAGUUUAGGCACCCCUGUUAAAAAUGUUGUUUUUGUAAUAAGUUGGGUGAGAUGAAGAUCCUGAUGCUGGGAAACAAAUCAUUUGAAUUGGAGAAGUUAAAGUAACUUUUUGCAGCCCAAAGGACACCUCUCUUAAGCACUUGGGAGGAUUACUCUCAUGCUUUGGGUUUUUAUUAUAGCCCAGGGGAUGGCACAGGGAACAUUUUCAGUGUUAUUUUACUGGAUUUUUGAGUAAUGUUAUGUUUUUAAUUGUCUUCAACAUUUUUGGAAAUCUUGCACUGACUGAACUAUUCACGGUAAUUGAUAUUUUAACCUCGGGUGCCAUUUUUUUUUUACAUGCCACAGUAAAUGUGUAGUCAAUUGGGGGCUAAAAAAUAUUUCUAAAAAAUACAGUUUUUUUUUGUUAAGCAAUACAUUGUUGUAUACAAAUAUGUAAAGAAUUCAAUCUGUAUUUUAAAGUAAAAAAAAAAAGAUUACUUUAUCUUGUUUUGGAGCAAAAAUAAAUUCUAAUUUUGGGAAAGGUCAAAGGAGCAAAAUAUUUAACACAUUAAAAAUCCAAAUAAUAAUACAAUACUUAAUAUAUUUAAUACUUACGUAAUGAAUUGUGUAGUCUGAAUGUAUUAUAAAUUUAUAUAAAAGUUCCCCUUAUUGAAAUAUCAAUCAUAUACAAAAUUUCAUUUUUUCAGUUUUAAAAAGUUUUGUAUUUUUGUAAUAAACGCACAGAAGACAUUAGUAUGUUUGGUAGACUUGAGUAGAGUUGGCUAAUAAAAAUUACACAUUUACUUUUAA